Molecule: messenger RNA, 1438 nt
Organism: Urocitellus parryii (Arctic ground squirrel)
Lineage: Eukaryota; Metazoa; Chordata; Mammalia; Rodentia; Sciuridae
Source: RefSeq, a predicted model, not a curated record
AUGGCCACUCUGGGGGAGGGCAAGGCCCACGGGCUGGGCGGGCUGGAACCAGAGACCUCUGUGGCCCCCGGCUUAGCCUCCCCUCUCUCUGACCCCUCGGAUGCCCCCUGCCCAGCUUCUCACACACCCAAACAUUCCAGUGCCAGGGACUCCUUUGCCUCCCAGGCUGGAAGCUGUGCUGAGGGCGUGGAGACCUCCCCUGGGCUCUGGUCUCAGGUUCCCAGGAGGGGGGAAGGGACAGGAACAAGGGAAGAGGAGCCAUUUCUCUGCACGGAUCGCAACCUUGGCGCUCCCAGCUCACGUUUCACAGAACCUAGAGGCCUUUUUGGCCUAGGACUGCACAAUGCUGGAUAUUUUCAUCCUGAUGUUCUUUGCCAUCAUAGGCUUGGUCAUUCUGUCCUACAUUAUCUAUCUGCUCUAGUGGCCGGAUUUGCUGCCGASAGCCUGCGGGAGAACAGCUCAGAGGGGAAGAAUGGAGCUGAAGGGCCGAGCAUCCUUCUUGCUGACGCACCGGUGGAUUUUUGCUUCUGCUCCUGUCUCCAGUCCAACAAGAGGCCUCUUAUCAACAACAGCAGCCCUGCUGCCCAGCAGACUUCUUCCAGAGCCUUCCGGACAUGGUUAACCCCUGGCAAACAAGGGGCUUUGUGAGGCAAAGGCAGAGGCAGAGGCAGAGGCACUCACUGGGACAUCAGGAAUUCAUGGGCAUGGCUGGCAGAUGCUGUAUGCGUUUGAGCUGUAGAGAGAGCGUGGUGAGAAUACAGAAAGUUGAAAUGUAGACUCAUUAAAGUGGAAAACUGCUCAAAAAUCCAUCUGGGUAGCCUUUCCUUAGGUCUAAAUGCUACUGCACAUGAAGCUGAAAUACCUUCUUUCCUUUCACCACAAACAGGCGUUCCCUUUUAAGUUCAAGAGCAAGUUCAAGUUGCCUGUCUAAUCAGUGUUUUUACAGAUUUCACARUCUGGGGUUGUGUGGUUUCCCUUGUCUUCACUCUCUGGCCAGAAGAAAUUUGUCAUUUGAGUUUUUAAGAUUUAUUAUUUCUUCCCUAUCUCAUGCCAUCUGAGCCCCUAGUUUUUUAAUUAAAAAUUGAAAUGGAUAGAAAGUUUUUAUUCUUUAUUCCUGAUUAUAAAUUAUUGAAACAAAAUGGCUGUACUUACCUUAUUUAGGAAAAGUCUCUUACCCCAAAGUGAGUGGUUUUGUUUUUGAUUGUUGAAUGUUCCUUUUUUGAGGGAAAAUAAAAAAAGGAAACUGUCAACAUAUUUCCCUGUUCAAUUAGGAUUGAGUAAGCUCAUUUACUCAUUUUGGCAUUAAGAUAGAAUUGGUUCCCCAAUCUGUAGUGUCUAUUCUUUGAAAAGUCCAACAUAAUUGUUCUACAUUUGAUUUUCCUUUCUAUCUUAAAAAUAAAGGAGAAAUAUUAAUAGUUUUUGUAAUAAUAUUGUGUUC